AAAACUUACCGCCUAAAGCCAAGAGGAAUCAAGAAUACAGAUCUGUCUCGUAGAUACACUGAACCCUAAUUCGCUUAUUAGCGCGCACGAGAACUCAGAACCUCAAAGAAACAGAGGAAAAUAAGGUGAAGAAGUCCCUGCUUGACGAGUUAUUUGUUUUGCGUGAUUCGAGAAAGUUGGAGUUCAGUUGCUGAGUUACUUUCAGCUUUGGUAUGUUAUUGAUGACGAAUGUGUUUAAUUGGAUAUAAUUUUGCUGGCUGGGUUUUGUGGCGUGACGAUUUAGUAAUUAUAUCUGUCCUGUAUUCGUUCCCAUGAACUUUGGUUAGGGCUUUGGAAUUGAAGUCGGACGAGAUUAAUUUCGAAUUUGUUGGGGGGAUUUCCUUCUGAAUUUUUACGGAGGACCCCAAUUCUCACUAACAAGUUACAAGAUUUACUGCCGAUGUUUUUACUCGAGAGGAAACCUUUGAUCUUUUAUUUUUAUUUUUCAGUAGUUUAUGCCCAUUUUAUUAUUUUCCCUUUAAUUUCUCUAUUGUUUGGAUAGUGAAAGUUAUAGGACAGAUAUUUUCCUUAGUAAAUAGUAGUGAAUGGUUCACGUGUUUUUGGCUUUUAUGUUUUCCGAGAGGAAAGGGGACGGGCAGUUAUGUAACUUCUGACAUUACAAGUUUAUUGUGUUUGAUUAUUGAUAAAAUUCAUUACCAAUACCUCUUGCGCACGUAGAUUCAGCUCGUGUACGAUAAUUGAUUUUGAUUAGGUAAUUAACGUUUCAAAGAAUUGAGACUGCAUUUAGUGGAAAGGAAUUGUGUUUUGGAAUUCUAAUUAGAAUUGAUUCCACCGAAGCCCCAUUCAAAUCCGUCUCAAGUCCAUCUCUCUGUCUCUGUCUUGCAUAGAUACUAAUAUCACAAUCUCAAACACCCAAAUUAAUAGAUGAUUUUCUCCACCAUGGCAUCAGGACACCUAAUAGAGGCAGGACUUGAAGUGACAUUAUGAAACAAACUACCUUUGAUAACAAAAAGAAACAAUCUUUUCGGAGUGUAGAAUAGACCAAAUUUUUUGAAGCAUGAACACUGACAUUAUUGUAGAUUUUUUACUGUCAUAAGCAUCAUAUUUUGAGCUGGCUGCUUCUUGUGCUGGUUUAUAGUUCACAUGUACUCGCUAAUAUGGAUUGUAGCAAUGUAACAAGACCUGUCCAUAGAAAAGUCAUAGAGAUUAAGCACUAUACUUGGGCAUCUUUGCAUCUUCCUUUUUGGCUCUCAAAAAGAUGUUUACACUUCGUUUUUGUUAGAUGAUUUGCCCAUUGAUGUUUUAUUUCUAACGAUCAUUUCCAGGCAUGUGAUAAGCUGUAAAUUCCUGGAAUGUCGAGUUUAUAUGUUUGGGUCUGCCAGUCGAUCUAAAACAGAAGUUCUAUUCCUACAUAUGCUUUUGUGCCCACUGUAUUGUUUCUUACAAAUAAAAAUAGAACUUGCAUAGCUUUUGUGCACAUGGCCAAUUGUGGGCCGGCAAGAUAAAGUCUUCAUCCUUGGCCCAUAACUACGAACUUGAAUUCCUGGACUGUCGAGUUUAUAUGUUUGGGUCUGCCAGUCGAUCUAAAACAGAAGUUCUAUCCCUACAUAUGCUUUUGUGCCCAGUGUAUUGAUUCUUACAAAUAAAAGGAGAACUUGCAUAGCUUUUGUGAACAUGGCCAAUUAUGGGCCGGCAAGAUAAUGUCGCCAUCAUUGGCCCAUAAAUAUGAAUUGAAUUCAAUUGACUCGUAUUUCUGUAAAUUUUGGGACGUGUUGCAUAUUUUCCAAGGCUGUUUUCUUCAGUGCAUUUCGGGGAAAUCCAAUAAGGUAAAUCAAUAAAUAUGUGACAAUCUUACCUCAUCUCAUGACACAAAUGCUUUGUUUAUGAUAGAUGUCAAGCGCUUGGACAAAUAUGAGCUUUGGAAUCAUUCAUAGGGAUGUAGAUUGGGAGUGGGAGAAAUCAGGGAGGAGUUUUUGGUAUAUUUAUAUAAUUGGAAGUUCUUGCUCCCUCUGUGAAGAGCUAUUCAUCUGCGAAAAUUUUAGAGAGGAUGAGGAGAUCAAAUUUUAAUUCAAAUAAAAUAUAGCUUUGGAGCAUCUUGGAGCAUAUGAGCAAUGGAGCUUGUGGAGCACCGCUCACCUUGAGGAUUGCUCUCUUGGUUUGCUUCAUAAGUUUUAUUUUGCUUUUGAUUUGUUGUCAUCAAAUGUAUAUCACAAGGACCGAAAAUGAAUAGGAAUAUAUUGAAUUUAUUAUUAUUUCUCAUUGUGUAGCUUUAAAUUGUUCGCAAUUAUGAAAUAUGUGCAACAAUGCAGUGAACGUGAUUACUCUCAAGGACUGAAAAUGAGUGGUCGUUUCUCGCGCACAAUCUAUGUUGGCAACCUUCCUGCAGAUAUAAGAGAGUCAGAAGUUGAAGACAUAUUCUAUAAGUAUGGUCGUAUAUUGGAGAUUGAAUUGAAGAUUCCACCUCGUCCUCCUUGCUAUUGUUUUGUAGAGUUUGAGCAUGCUCGGGAUGCAGAAGAUGCAAUCAGAGGCAGAGAUGGCUAUAACUUUGAUGGGUGCCGAUUGAGGGUUGAGCUUGCACAUGGUGGCAGAGGGCCAUCGUCUUCUAGUGAUCGUCGUGGUGGCUAUGGUGGAAGUGGCGGCGGCGGCGGCGGCAGUGGUGGUGGUGGAGGUGGAGGUGGCGGCAGAUUUGGCACUUCUCGCCAUUCUGAGUUUCGAGUUAUUGUUCGUGGGCUUCCGUCUUCUGCUUCUUGGCAAGAUUUGAAGGAUCAUAUGCGAAAAGCUGGGGAUGUCUGUUUUGCUGAAGUUUCCCGUGACAGUGAAGGAACAUAUGGCCUCGUUGAUUAUACUAAUUAUGAAGACAUGAAAUAUGCUAUCCGGAAACUUGAUGAUACUGAGUUUAGAAAUCCCUGGACCAGAACUUAUAUCCGGGUUAGGGAAUACAAGCACAGUCUGUCAAGAAGCCCGAGCAGGAGCCGCAGUCGAAGCAGAAGUCCAAGAAGGAAUAGAAGCAAAUCAAUUGAUCGAUCUGUUUCCAGAUCACUAUCUAAAUCUCCUGUUAAGCCAUCCAGAGCUAGAUCAAGGUCGAGGUCAUUGUCCAGAUCUAGGUCAAAAUCAUUGUCAAGAUCGGCAUCUCCUCACCAGGCAAGGUCUGGCAGUGGCUAAAUGUGAUGCUCACUCAUUCGAGCCUGCUCGUAUGCUAGAGUUUUUAGCAUACUACUGAUAGCUGGGACGAUACUGUACUAGAACAUGUCUUCACAAGUUUAAAUUUAGACUUUGAGAUGUCUUGAUGGUUUUUAUUGAUGUCUUGUGGAUCUUAUUCAGUGCUCUGAUUAUUCGCUCCAUGAAUGUUCUUUUUGGAGGCUAAAUUCGUAGAUUGUUGUUUGCAUCGUUUACCAGCAUUUUAAUCCUUGGUAUGACCUUUUUAAGUUUUCUGUGGAUUUGGACGCUGUCAGCUUGUAAUAAAUACAGCCCUUUUUUAAUUA
Molecule: messenger RNA, 3482 nt
Organism: Olea europaea var. sylvestris
Lineage: Eukaryota; Viridiplantae; Streptophyta; Magnoliopsida; Lamiales; Oleaceae
Product: serine/arginine-rich splicing factor SR34A
Exons: 13
Coding region: 2287-3162 (291 amino acids)
Cellular component (GO): nucleus; cytoplasm; ribonucleoprotein complex
Molecular function (GO): mRNA binding
Source: RefSeq, a predicted model, not a curated record